Molecule: messenger RNA, 983 nt
Organism: Chenopodium quinoa (quinoa)
Lineage: Eukaryota; Viridiplantae; Streptophyta; Magnoliopsida; Caryophyllales; Amaranthaceae
Product: DNA topoisomerase 3-alpha-like
Exons: 2
Coding region: 347-658 (103 amino acids)
Molecular function (GO): zinc ion binding
Source: RefSeq, a predicted model, not a curated record
CGCUUUAAUAUAUAAAGUAGGAAAAAUUCAUGGGAAUAAUCCCACCUUUCACCCGUUCGUUUUUAUAAUCCCACCUUUCAAUUAUUUUUCAAUAAUCCCACCUUUAGGUAACUUUUAUUUUUAUUGGUCCUUACAGGUUACCUCACCUGUUUUAGCCGGUUUUAGGCCUACGUGGAAUCUAACGGUUACUUAUUUUUUAAUUUUUUUUUUGUUUGUUUAAAAGUGCCAUGUCCCUUAGUUGAUUUCUCUUCUUCUUCUUUCUCUGUCUCCUCUCUUCCUUAAAACACCAUUGUUGGUCGCAAAUUCCCCUAUCAAAUUCAUCUCUUCUCAGUGAAAUUUGGUUGCAAUGGGUAGUUGUAGGCACGUUGGUUCAAGUGAAUCAUCUUCGUCAAGGUCGUUUGGUUGGGGUUUGCCAAAAUUGAAGUGCAAAUGCGGUGUUGAAGCCGUAAUUCGGAGGGUGAGGAAUGGCGAUAAUGUGGGUAAGAAGUUCUACGGAUGCCCUAACUGGCCUGAGGGUGAUUGUGGGUUCUUUCAGUGGGUUAAUGCUAACAAUAUGGACCUUGAAGAUCUACGAUUCCAGGUUUUUGAAAAAGAUACACAAGUUGCUGAAAAGGAGAUUGAAAUUGAUUUCAUGAAGGAGCAGUUGAAAAAAAAUUGAGAAGAAUUUGGAUAUUAAAGAGGAUGAGUUGAAUGAUACAAAAAUGGAGCUUUGCCACACUAGAAUUGAACUAAUGAAGGUGGCAAGGAAUGAAAAAAACUUUUCCAUUGCUCUGUUUGUGUCAUGGAUUUUCUUUGCUUUUCUGUUAGUGUAUUUGAAGGCAUGACAGUGAUAUUGAGUGGAGAUGAUAGUAGGUUAGACUCAUUAAGCUUGUUUAGGUUUGGACAUGAUUGUAUAUUUUGCAUUUGUGACAUGUAAUAUGGCUUUGAAAAAACCUUUUUAGUAGCAAGGCAUGUUACUGUAACAGUGAAUUAAUGGAAGGUAU